AUGUACUUGGCUCUAAGUUUAUUUCGUCGAAGGCGUUAUGACAAGUGUAUCGAUGUUUGUAGCAGCAUCCUAGAUAAACAACCUUUAGAUCAGGCAGCAUGGUGUUUAAAAAUGAGAGCUUUAACUCAAAGAGUCUACGUGGAUGAUCUCGAAAGCGAAGAUUUUCCUGAAGAGGAUUUUCUAGAUGAUAGUGUUCUUGCUACGGCACCGAGACCAGGAACGUCUAUGAAAACUGCAAUAGUUCCUUCGACAAGUGCUUUAAAUUCUAGACCACGAACAUCCACAGGAAGGCCAAUAUCAGGUGUAGCAAGACCUGGUACACAGAUGCGUCCAGAGUCAGCACUAGAUCGUGCUAGAACCGCUAGAACAGCAAGACCUGUUACUAACCAAUCAGCCAGAUCUAUCAGGUUAGGAACAGCAGCCAUGUUAUCGCAAGCAGAUGAUCAACCCCUUUCGGCUACUGAUAUUGGAAAAUCUGGUCUGGAGAUUUUCCCAAAUGAUGUAUCUCUGAUGACAGAGCUGGGACGAUUAGCAGAAAAUUUAAACGAUACCAGUGCUUCUGUUAAGUACUAUAGAAAUGUUCUAAUUGAAGACGCAAUAAAUACCGAAGCCGUUGCUUCUGUAGGAAUGUAUCAUUUUUAUAAUAACCAACCUGAGCUGGCGUUAAGAUAUUACAGGAGGGCUCUUGCGAUGGGAGCUCAUUCUUCAGAACUAUAUAAUAAUCUAGGAUUGUGUUGUCUCUAUUCUCAACAGCUAGACUUUACGUUACCCUAUUUCCAACGGGCGGUAGAUUUAGCCACGGAUCCUCAAGCAGCUGGAGAUGUGCAACUGGCCGUUCAGUGUUUAAAUUUAUGCUUAAGUUCGAAUUCCACACAUGCCCCUGCUUUCAACAAUUUGGCAGUCCUCUAUCACAAAAUGGGAAAAAUAAAUCUAGCCAAAGCUUACCUGACAUCUGCUAAAACAUUGGAGCCAGAUUUGAUGGAGGUACAAGUCAAUCUCGAGUUCUUGCAACAAGCGUAA
Messenger RNA from Diabrotica balteata, 1020 nucleotides. Lineage: Eukaryota; Metazoa; Arthropoda; Insecta; Coleoptera; Chrysomelidae. The record is from the annotation of a GenBank genome assembly.